GAGCCCGCAGGAAACGGCUCCUGCUCCCAGAACCCGGCCUGGGGACGGCGGACGGGGACACCGGAGCCGGGGACACUGAGCCGGAGCCCGGCUGAGCCUGCCCGGAGCGGGGCGAGCCCCGGAGCCCGCAGCUGAUGCACAGCCUUCCCCCUUGAGAUUGCUGCUCCUUCCUCGUGCCCUGCGGCAGGAAGGACAUUGAGCAACUGCUCACAAGCGGCUCCACGGAGGGGACCCGAAGGCUGGGACAGCACAGUGGGUGUUGCAAGAGCCUCGUCUCGGACAUCUCCACAAGGAGCAUCCCCCCACAGACACCAAGCUCAGGAUUAAACAGAGGAGCCAUGUUCCAGGCCACGGGACCCCCCAGCUCCCCCCCAGCUCAUGAGGCAAAGAACAGCUCAGGAGGCAGCACCGUGCAGCGCUCCAAGUCCUUCAGCCUGAAGGCACAAGUGAAGGAGAUGUGCACUGCCUGCCAGAAAACCGUGUACCCCAUGGAGCGGCUCGUGGCCGAUAAGUUCGUCUUCCACAACGCCUGCUUCUGCUGCAAGCACUGCCACACCAAGCUCAGCCUGGGCAGCUACGCAGCUCUCCAUGGGGAAUUCUACUGCAAGCCCCACUUCCAGCAGCUCUUCAAGAGUAAAGGCAACUACGACGAGGGCUUCGGGCGCAAGCAGCACAAGGAGCUGUGGGUGCACAAGGAGGUGGAGACUGGGACCAAGUCGGCGUGAGCCUCCCCUGGAGCACCGGAGCCGUGCUGAGCCGGGCGCUAACUGAGCUGAUGUAAAGCAAAGGGGACCCAAGGGAUGUGAGGGUGGGAGGCAGCGCAGCCCUCUCUGGAGGAUGUAUAGAGGGGUCCUAUAGGACCAGAGGUGAGCAGGGCACAGCCUCCAAGCCCUGUACAGGCAUUUCAGGUUUGCCACCACGGAUAGAGAUGAUCUUGGAGGGGCCUUAACCCAUCCUCUAAGUCAGAGCAGAGCUCCCAGCUCCUGCCACACCAAUCCUGCCUUGCUGGGGCUCUGCCUAAGGAGGGUCCUUGCUUUACAUCAGCUCAGUUCCGCUGGGAAUGUUCAGCCUUAAGGAUGUUGCCCUGUGACUGUUUCUCAGUGUCUGUCCUUUUCUAUCUGCCUUUGGUAGGUCCUGCGCCAGGCGCUCUCUUAUUUUUGUAAUACAAGGUUUCUGAGCCUUC
Messenger RNA from Melopsittacus undulatus (budgerigar), 1183 nucleotides. It is a transcript of the gene LIMD2, whose product is annotated as LIM domain containing 2. Gene Ontology annotation, biological process: actin filament bundle assembly. Gene Ontology annotation, molecular function: actin filament binding. The record is from RefSeq and is a predicted model, not a curated record. The transcript has 6 exons. NCBI's taxonomy places the organism in Eukaryota, Metazoa, Chordata, Aves, Psittaciformes, Psittaculidae. Gene Ontology annotation, cellular component: actin cytoskeleton; plasma membrane. The coding region runs from base 339 to 725 and encodes 128 amino acids.